Messenger RNA from Anarrhichthys ocellatus (wolf-eel), 3086 nucleotides. It is a transcript of the gene dnai7, whose product is annotated as dynein axonemal intermediate chain 7. The record is from RefSeq and is a predicted model, not a curated record. Gene Ontology annotation, molecular function: microtubule binding; beta-tubulin binding. Gene Ontology annotation, cellular component: axoneme. The coding region runs from base 582 to 2672 and encodes 696 amino acids. The transcript is spliced from 15 exons. Lineage: Eukaryota; Metazoa; Chordata; Actinopteri; Perciformes; Anarhichadidae.
UUAUUUUCAGCAAUCAGUAUGGUGAGUUUUCACUGUUUUCUUCGAGUAAAGGACUCCUGUUUGGUAUUAAACCUUCUCAUAUUCUAAUGGUUUGAACCGAAGGGUUCAACAAUAAUAUUGUGUUGUAAGAAAACCUCGAAAGUAAGACUGAAGACAACCUGUUAACUUUUAAAGUUAGCAUUAGCAGGAAGAACCCUUCAUGUUGAUGCUCUUUUUCUUCAUUUUCUCACCAAUGUCUUCCCCUGUGUCUUGACUUCACGUUUAAAAAUCCUUCUUUAACUUUCUCUCUCUGUGUUCUCCUGUGAGUGAUAGCCACCCAAGAAAAAAAAAAAGAGUCGUAAACUGACCAAGGCUCAGAAGGCGAAGCGGCUGCAGGAGGAGGAGGAGAGGAGGCUGCGAGAGGAAGGUAAUCCAGAUACUUUCCAUCUAAACUCUGCAGUACAGGUGGUUAACUCUGCAGGACACUGAUACAAAGUAAUCUGUCUGAGAACCUGUUUUGAACUUCCGUAAGCACCCGUUUAAGGAAUAAAAGAGAUUCCUGCAGUUUUAGGAUAUGUGUUGACAUAUUGUGUACACUUUAUAUGUGCUUCUUCUGCAUUAUAGAGGAAGCACGGCUGCAAGCUGAGAAAGAAGAGCAGGAAAGAUUGGAGAGAGAGAGAAAGGAAAAGGAGCUAGAAAGGCUUGAGUUAAAGGACCUAGAGCGCAGAGAAGACGAGCUGAAGGAACUCCGUCAUCUACUGGAGAACAAUCAUACUGCAGUAAUCAAAUGGACAACCGAUGCUGAGGAGAAAGCCCAGUGGGAGAGAUACACGCAGUGUGGCGGGAUCCCGGACCCAGCAGUACAGAAGGAUGUUAACACAUAUAUCAGCUUAUGGAGAGAUGACCUAGAGGUCAACAUCGCACCCGUGCUCCAGCAAUGCAACCUCGCUCUACAGCUGAUCGAGGAGCUGGAGGGUCUGCUCAGAGAUGUUACUGAUCCACAAGAGGGCCAGAAGUACCAGGAGGGUCUCGUACAGUUGGUGGAGCUAAUCCACUCUAAACACCUCCUCACCACCGAGGAGAUCCUCAAGGGGGCCAGUGCGGACAUCGACAUGGAGACGGGCAACAUGCAGACUGUGGUCAAAGAUGACAACAUUACACUCUGUCUCUGGGCCAACCUCAAGAAUAAUCCAAGGUUUAAAGGUUUAAACUUUGAAGAGGCGGGCCUGGGCUUUAAGCUUCCCAAACAGCUGGCUGUGAGCGAUGUCGCUGUGCGGAUCCUCCACACGCGCUAUGACCACCUGUCCCUGCUGGCCAGGAUGGCUCACCUGACAAUACACACACCCAGCCACAGGUCUCUUGCAGGCGGGGAGGAGGAUCCAGCAGACAUAGAUGUACCCGAGCAGGGGGAGACAGAAGGUGAGGGGGAGGUGAAGGAAGACAGCGAGACCCAGCAGCAGAGCCUGGACGCGGAGGUGCAGUCCAUCCAAGGGUUUGAUGGGAGUGAGAGUGCAACCAGUAUACAGUCAAGGAGAAGCAGCCUGCAGUCUGAGGAAGGCCGAGGGAGCCAGAUACAGACACAGAUGGAGGCACUCGACUCUGAGGGGGUAUUGACUUCUCCCCGAGUGCAACCGACAAUGAUGGACAACGGUGAGCGUGUCCAGGUGGUGGACUUAAUGCAGUACACAACUCUGGGUGGGGUCUUCUACUAUGACGCGUUUCACCUCCCGCCACAAGCCCGCCAGGUCAAUGGCUGGGAAAUUAGACAGCUGUUGCACAAUGGGCUACAGGUGUUCACCUACCCCAUUGAGAAGUCUAACUUGGAGGAAAAUGAAGCUCUCACCUGCCCUCCUGUCGGUGUGUCUGUGACGCUGCCCGACUCGGUCGUCUUCUUGGAAACUCCCCAAGUGGCUCGCUGGGAUGCUGCAGGGAAGCAGUGGAGGAUGGACGGUAUCACAGACGUGUCUUAUGAGGAGGCGGAGGCCACAAUCUCCCUCAAUAUGAACUCCUUCCACGCCUUUGUGCUGAUGCAGGAUACUUAUGCAAACUUUCCCUUCCAGAGCUGGGAGCUCAGGCCACUGGGCCAAGACUCUGCUCUUUUCACCAUCAACGGGGCCCUCAUCGACCUCAGCAUCACGAUCCAGGCUAAUCAGUGUAUGCUGCAGUCAGAGCGAGAGAGGGGUCUCUCUCACCUCAUAGGGAAGUGGAUGAGCGGCCCCGUCCUGCAGCGGGCCAUGCUCAACGCAGGGAUCAACAUCUUCGUGAACGAGUACACGGACAAAUACGCCAGCACCUGCGGCAAGGACCCACUCACAGAACAUGCUGCCUACGAACAGAUGGCCCUCUUCGCCUCUGCCUGUGCUUUCUCAUGGAGCAAGUGGAAUGCCAAAUGUGACGUGGCGCAUCUAGUCAUGCAGGUGUGUGAGCACCACAGCCCUGCCCCGGUGCCUAAAGGCUCGUGGAGUCUCUACCUGCUCGGUGCUCAGAGGAGUCUGAAGCUGGAAAUCACAGAGAAGAGUGAGGCUUUCUCUCCAGAGCAUUAUCCGGGAAGUGAGUUUCACUCCACCUUCAUCCACACGCUCCAGGACGACAUGAGCACCGAAGGCAUAGCCAGGACCAGAGUAUCCAAUUAUCUGUUUGUGGAUACAGUACAGAGCCUGCUGUGUGCCACCAGACCCCUGAUGUAUUCAUAACCUGUGUGAAACUCACUUGGGGUUAAAUCAACAAAUUAAAGAUACAUUAAACACCUGAAUUUGAAAUGUACAUUGUGAUGCACAUAAGAACACACAUCUUCUAUUGUAGAAUAGGCUACUUUAUUUGUGCAAAGUUCCACGCAUCUUCAUACAAAAGAGUAUUAAGUUGAACACGGUGACAACCACAGCAAGAGCUUAAAAGUGGAAAAUAAAAAGAACCUUUGGUGUUAAGACUAACAAUGUAGAAUUAUAACUUAACAAAAAUAAGAUAUUCACAAAUCCCCACGCAAAUCUAACAAACGCAUAAAUAUAGAUUUCAACAUGUUUAAAACACUUAGAAUGAAAGUUUAAUUACCAGUGUUCAUAGACUUAAGUUAUAAAAUAUUCUCUGCAAAAUGACAUUAAAAAGGCUGG